AUGAUAAAUAAUUAAGUUAAUUACAACAACAAAAAUUCUAUUACUUUUGGACGAAAGAAGACAAAGGCUUUGAAAUUAGAGGCAGUUUCUUUUAUUAAUAUAUAUUUUAUCCAUAAGAUCAAAAAAAAUAAAAUCUUAACUUAAAAAAUCUCGAACAUUCUAGAGAACAAUACAAAUUUUCUUGUGAUGGCAUAAAACAAAAUGGAUCUAUUGGAUUAUUACUAAGACCUUUUGAUCAUUUAGACUUUGAAUCUGAGGAGGAAUUUAUUUAUUAAAUCAAAAUAAAUAGUCCAGAAUAAGAAAAAAAUGUUCACAUUUAUAAUGUUUGUAAACAAAUUAAAUUAAAAAUCAUAAGAAAUAUACUAAAUUCUCCAUUAAAAUAUUUAAAAUUAGAGUUAAAACUUUAUAUUAAAUACUGAGAGUAGAUAAAGAUAUUUCGAAUUAACUAAAGUAAAUGAAAAUUCAUAAUAUUAAUGGGAUAUAAAAAUAACAGUUAUCAUAGUUUUAAUUGAUCAUUUAGAAAUUUCUAAAUAUAAAAGUAUUGAUAGAUAGAAUUAAAUAUUUAAAUUUUAAAUAUUAACCUAUCAAAAAUAUAAAAUCUAACUUUACAAUAUAUAUACUCAAAAUGACUAACCAGCAAUUGCAUACUGGUUUGAAUAUUCUGAACUCAAUAGUUAAGAAUUUAUGGCUAUGAGUUUUAAUUAUGAAAAAAGAUAGUUAAUUAAUCUAGAUAAUCCAAUAAUUUAUUCUGAAGAUGAAUAAAACUUUUGUUUUCUUUAAAUUAUGUCAAGUAAUACUAAUUAUAGCAUCAGAUUCUUGUAGGUCUUUGAUCGCUUAACAGCUAAGCUAAAUUAGAAAAAUAUUCUAACUUAUUAAAGAAUGUUCGUAUUCUUUAACUAAUAUGAAAAAAACGAACAAUUCAUUAAUGUUAAUAUUUAAAAUCAAGACUUAUUUAUCAUACCUUGUUUUGAGAAUUUAAUUUAUUAUAAUAAUUAAAAUAAUUAAAAUUUUAAUUUAUUUAAUUAAUUCAAAUUUUAUAAACUCUUUGAUGUAAUGAUCCACGUGAAUAAAUUUUUCAGACUCUCAGAAUCAUAUUUCGAUGACCAAAUUUAAAUUUUAGAUUAGACUUUUAAAAAAACUCUAAGUAACAAAAAAAUGUGCUUGCAGAUAGUGUAGUAACAACCAAAUUAUGAAAAAAGUGACAAAAAGAAUUAUUUUACACUUGAAGAAAAUGAAUAAAUUGUUAUUAAUUUAAAUCAUAAUGAGCUCUUAAGUUUAGAUGAAAUUAUAAGCUUAAAAAAUAAAUAAAGAUAUUAUUUUUUAAUUUAAUUUAAGGAUUAUUUUAAUAGUAAUAAUACUCUAAUAAUACUAAACAAUAAUUAUUUAUUUUCAAACAAUCCUUAAAUAAUAGUUUCUGUAAGAUAUUUUGAUCAAGAUAAAUAAUACAAAAGUGUUUUAAUUUUCAAAAAUAAUUAAAAUUUAGAAAUAAAUUUAGGAUAAACUUAAUUUAUUGAAGUUGAUAUUUUUUAGAAUAUAACUUUAAUUAAUUUUCUUUUAGUUAAAGAAACAGUAUAUUCUAUUAUAUAAGAAUAAUAAAUAAUUGACUUUGUUGAAAAUAAGCCAUAUUUUAUAUUGAAAAGAAAUGAUUACAAUUUAAUAAUUUAUCUAGAGAAUAAAGAUAGCAAUUAAAUUAACUAUAAUAUAGAGCUAAGUGAUUGUGAUAUUCUAAUUCAUAACUAUAUAACAGAAUUUAAAAUUAAUAAAAUAAAACUUUAUAAAUCUAAUUAAUAUGCUGGGUUUUUAGUUGAAAUUAAUAAUCCAUUAAUGACAACAAUUUAAGUUUAAUAUGUAAAAUAGCAAUCUUAUUAUGAUUUAGUUAACACUUUUUUAGGAUAAAGUAACAAUUAAAAAGUGAAUUAUUAAUUAUUCAGUUGA
This is a messenger RNA of Tetrahymena thermophila SB210, 1935 nucleotides long. RefSeq lists its product as hypothetical. The transcript is spliced from 5 exons. The record is from RefSeq and is a predicted model, not a curated record. Lineage: Eukaryota; Ciliophora; Oligohymenophorea; Hymenostomatida; Tetrahymenidae.